ACAUUGACCCGGAAGUGCAUGGGAGUGGCCACUGACAUUAGCGUCCGCACACACGGCCUUGCUGCCGUUUCACAGGGAUUUUGUAGAAAAUACAGACUGCUCUUUACGUAUUGUCGUAGCUAUCAGGAACGCAUGAGCUCUUUUAAGAGCAAAGCACUCAUGUAGUGCAGCACAGCAUCUGAUUGAUGUCUGUUUUUGCUCGAGCUCUUUGAAAGCACGUUUUCCUCAUGUUAGUCUUUGUAUGUGAAGAGCGUCUCUAGAAGGCACCAGCUCGACUCCUUCUGCUUUCAUUAAACUUCGCUUUGCUUCAACCAGCUGGCACUUUUUCCUUCACAGGUUGUAGUCUCGUAAUUGCUUCACCCUCGGUGGAAGCUUAGUUUUUGUUUGCGAUAUAUUCGCAUUUGCUGAGGUGCUAGCUGUUAGCUAGCCAGUUUUUCACUCACUCUGUGUAUUGGAGCUGCUGCAUAAUGUCAGAUUUUGACGAGUUUGAGAGACAGCUGACCGAAAACAAGCAAGGUGAGAAAUAAAGUUAUCCAUCUGAUGCGAUUGAGGGGUUUGUCAUGUGAUUUAUUGGAUAGGGUAGUGACCAGUGAGCGGUUAAAAGACCUGCUUUGCUGGACAGUCUGAAUCAGAUUGUUCAGCACAGAAAACAAAUGCAGCAAUUGUUUUUAUAAGCAUUUAAAACCAUUAAACGUCCAGAAACCAUUAGUUCCUUUUGCUUAGGGGGUGUGGUUUUACAUAGAUUCAAAGUUAUGAUAUUUAGGGACUGUGGUGGUUUUUUAAACAUCUGAGAGUCAAAAUUCUACUUAAAUCUGUUAAUAAACAGUUCUGAAGUGUUAAACACUACAUAACAAGAAAUGUUAUGAAAUAAGUGCAAUAUUUAAAUAAAGUAUACAUUUGUACUAAGGUCAGAUUAUCUUAUUUCUAUUCAAGCACACACGAUGAUGAAAAAUUCACAAAUCACUAUAAGCCAACAUGGUUUUACACAAAUAUGACUCCAUGCCAGCUUGAGUGCAUGCUGUCAUAUAAGCAAAAAUUUAAAAAAUCAGAUCAAAUACUAAUAAAUUCAUGUUCAUUUUUACACUUCAAGGUUAUGCUGAUAUUAUGAUUUUUAGCAAAAAGAAAAAAAAAUUAGAAAAAAUGCAAAAUAAAGCAUGUUCACAAGUGGACUCAGACCGUUGAAACCUAUGCAGAAAUAAAACAGCGGAUAGAGACAAAGAGAACAAACACCACCGGCGCAGUGGCUCGAGAAGUCGCAGCAGAGACCGGGACAGAAAGAGGAGAAGUCGAGACAGAGAAAGGAGAGGCAGCCGAGAUCAUCAUGGAGAUAGCAAGGAUCGCAGACACAGACGAAGUCGCUCUCCACACCGUGAGAAGAAAAAGAUUAAAGUGAAGAAGUACUGGGAUGUUCCUCCUCCCGGAUUUGAACACAUCACACCCAUGCAGUAUAAAGCCAUGCAAGCUGCUGGUCAGAUCCCAGCUACUGCUCUCUUGCCCACAAUGACCCCUGAGGGUCUGGCUGUGACCCCAACACCUGUUCCUGUCGUGGGCAGCCAGAUGACUCGACAAGCCCGCCGUUUGUACGUUGGCAACAUCCCGUUUGGUAUCACAGAGGAGUCUAUGAUGGACUUCUUCAACGCUCAGAUGCGUUUGGGUGGUCUGACCCAGGCACCAGGAAACCCAGUCCUUGCUGUUCAGAUUAACCAGGACAAAAACUUUGCCUUUCUGGAGUUUCGCUCAGUGGAUGAGACGACACAGGCUAUGGCGUUUGAUGGCAUAAUUUUCCAGGGACAGAGUCUGAAGAUUCGCCGACCACACGACUACCAACCUCUCCCGGGCAUGAGUGAAAACCCCAGUGUCUAUGUGCCAGGCAAGACUCUGUAUUCCGGUGUUGUCUCUACUGUGGUGCCCGAUUCGGCACAUAAGCUCUUCAUUGGCGGUCUGCCAAAUUACCUCAACGAUGACCAGGUGAAAGAAUUGCUGACAUCAUUUGGUCCCCUGAAAGCAUUUAACCUGGUGAAAGACAGCGCUACAGGCCUCUCCAAGGGCUAUGCUUUUUGUGAAUAUGUUGACGUCAACAUAAGUGACCAGGCUAUUGCGGGUCUAAACGGAAUGCAGCUGGGUGACAAGAAACUCCUGGUCCAAAGAGCAAGUGUGGGCUCCAAGAACACCACACUGACGGGAAUAAACCAGACUCCUGUGACCCUGCAAGUGCCAGGUCUCAUGAACAGUUCAGUCAACCAGAUGGGUGGCAUUCCUACAGAAGUCUUGUGUCUAAUGAACAUGGUAGCUCCAGAGGAACUGCUGGAUGAUGAAGAGUAUGAGGAGAUUGUGGAAGACGUCAAGGAAGAGUGCUCCAAAUACGGCCAGGUCAAGAGCAUUGAGAUCCCGCGCCCUGUCGAUGGCUUGGAAGUUCCUGGCACUGGAAAGAUCUUUGUGGAGUUUAUGUCAGUGUUUGACUCUCAGAAAGCAAUGCAAGGCUUAACAGGAAGGAAAUUUGCCAACAGAGUGGUGGUGACUAAAUACUGCGACCCUGACGCCUACCACCGCCGCGACUUUUGGUAGAAACAGGACAGAUUUAAGAGCCAGUGAAACGAGAUGGUGUGAUUUCAAAAGAAACCCCUUAUUUUGUAAGAGGGUGUGAGUUUUUUUUUUAUAUAAAAAACAUGACAUGUGAUUGGUCAGAAUGUUGUGCAUCAAUCACUUGUAAUGUUUUUGGACAACAUGUGCAAAGCUUUUAAGAUUGUGAAACAGACCACAUCAAAGUCUACAAAAAAUGAUUCAGUUAGACAUCAUUUUUGGUCUAUAGUGAGUUUAUGUCAUUUUCCCCCAAAUGUGUAAAAUGCCUAUUCUGUCUGUACUGCUCACGCUUUGAGUGAUAAGUUGAUAUAAAAACUUAGUUCAGGUAAUUGAGGGGAGACAGACAAUGGCAAAAACAACAAACCAAUGAAUGUUACACUCAAAAAAUCAAGUCAAGAGGGUGUGUUUGUUUUUUGAAUAUGGUUUUAUUAAGGCUGUGAAAUGUAGUUUGUGUGUUUGGGUAAACCGUGUAAAUGUUAAGGUUAAAUGUGUGAUGUGAGAGGAGUUUCUGGGUCUUCUCUUGUCACAACGUGUGUAUGAGGUAAGCCCAUUACAGGCAUCCUGUAGAAGUGGAAUCUUACCAGUUACAUCUGUACUGUCUUUCUCUUCCCCACACCAUCCCCUCUCUUUUUUCCAAAAUCUCGCUCUCUAAUAGUUGUACUGUUUCUUGUGGACUUUGUUUUCCCAGCCCCAUCUAACCAGAUUUGUACACUGUUGAAAAGAAAGUUUAUUUUACUUUUUUUUUAUACAUUCUCUCUCUAACUGUCCACUGCUGUUUUUUAAUGCUGUAAUAAGCGGGGCUGAUUUACUACAAUGCAUUUAUGUAUGAGAACCAGAACAAUGUUCUGGUGAAAUAAACUCGAUGCGUUUGAA
Molecule: messenger RNA, 3453 nt
Organism: Paramisgurnus dabryanus
Lineage: Eukaryota; Metazoa; Chordata; Actinopteri; Cypriniformes; Cobitidae
Source: RefSeq, a predicted model, not a curated record